Ostertagia ostertagi is the source of this 912-nucleotide messenger RNA. The record is from the annotation of a GenBank genome assembly. NCBI's taxonomy places the organism in Eukaryota, Metazoa, Nematoda, Chromadorea, Rhabditida, Trichostrongylidae.
GGUAACUGGACCGGUAGUUAUGGUGGUCACUUUAUCCAAUGGCAUCCUGACAACGGUUCGGGUUCUGCUGAGCUGGCCAUCUAUGGUAGUGAUGGUAAAUGGGAUGUUACCGUUAAUCCCAGCGGUGGCCCCGGUGGUACUCACCAGACAGUGACCGCAUCAGGUGGUCCCUUGAAAAAUAUUACGGCUAACGUUUGGCAUGAUGUAGUCUUUCACGUGAAUUGGGCUGCUUCCGGUGGUAUGGUAGAAGUAUGGAUUGAUGGCGAAUUGUAUUUUACCAAAAGCAACCUGAGCUGGGCUGCCAAUGCAUAUCUUAAAUUAGGAAUGAACCGUUGGGGUAACUGCUCCGGUGGUGCUCCUUGCGAUACAUGGGUCAUUUAUUAUGAUAAUGUGAAGAUCGGUCGUAACGUCACCUAUGCUGAUGUUGCGCCAACAGCCACUGCGCCGGGUAACCAGCCUCCGGUUGCAAACGCUGGCACUGAUAAGACGAUUACACUUCCAACUAAUUCAACCAGUCUGACUGGUUCGGGUACUGAUGCAGAUGGAAGCGUGGCCAGCUAUGCAUGGACACGGGGUACUUAUGUUUUCCGGCUUACGGUUACUGAUAAUGCGGGAGCAACGGGCUUCGAUGACGUUACUGUCACCGUUAACCCUGUUCCCAACCAGGCGCCGACAGCUAACGCAGGUCCGGAUAAAACCAUAACGCUUCCAACAAAUACUACUUCGUUUACCGGUAGUGGUACUGACCCCGAUGGAAACAUCGCCUCUUAUCAAUGGACAAGAGUGAGCGGACCGACUACGUUUACGAUAGCAACGCCCAACGCGGCGUCAACGGCUGUUAAUAACCUGGUACAGGGAACAUAUGUAUUCAGACUAACCGUUACAGACAAUGGCGGUGCUACUGCAACUGAU